AUGAGACCAAUGCUCCGAUUUGGUCGAUUACCAUAUUCUACAUAUGUAAGAACAGCCUUCUUGCCUACUAUAUAUGCGUUGUCGACUUCUAUCGGACAAAGAUCUGCCAUCGCCGUUGUAAGAGUAUCUGGAUCUCAUUCCAAGUACAUUUACCACAGCCUUACAGAGUCCCAAGCCGAGCCCAUUGCAAGAAGAGCUUCCUUACGGAAUCUAUAUGAGCCUGGCUUACAAACGAAAAAUCUAUUAGACUCAUCGAUAUCAUUAUAUUUUGAUGCUCCCAAAUCAUUUACUGGCGAAGAUAUGCUAGAAUUGCAUGUACAUGGCGGCCAAGCUGUGGUAAGAAGUGUCUUAAAUGCAAUUGGCAGCCUUAAUGAUCGCAAAAGAGGUAGAGAGAUCAGGUAUGCACAGCCGGGAGAGUUUUCCCAGCGGGCAUUUCAAAACGGGCGUGCCGAUCUUACUCAAAUAGAGGGCAUUGGAGAAUUGAUCGACGCGGAGACAGAAACCCAACGUAGAAGCGCCUUAUCUAGUUUCAAGGGUUUGAACAGGGCUUUAUUUGCAGAAUGGAGGGCCAGGAUUGUUAAUAACAUUGCUCAGCUAACAGCAAUAAUCGAUUUUGGCGAGGAUACUGACAUUACUGAUGUUGACCAGAUUUUCAAUAAUGUGACAGCAGAGGUGAAAGCUGUUGAGCAAGAAGUCACUGAUUUUAUCCACAAAAUCGAUAAAUCAAGCAUUUUACAAAGAGGCAUUAAACUUGUUUUGUUAGGACAACCAAAUGCAGGUAAAUCUUCACUACUUAAUAGUAUAACCAAAGCUGAAACUGCAAUUGUUAGCAACAUUCCAGGUACGACAAGAGAUGCGAUAGAUGUCCCCCUUGAUAUAAAUGGUUACAAGGUAGUCCUAUGCGAUACGGCGGGUUUGAGAAGCAAUAGUGACGACCAGAUUGAAAAAGAGGGAAUCAAAAGAGCGCAACUGAAAAGCUCUCAAAGUGACAUUGUACUUGUGCUCAUUGAUCCGACGAACGACCCGCUGAUCACUAUCGAUGUUGAGAAGUAUAUCAAAGAAGAGCUCAGUGACAAAGAUGUAAUUAUAGUAGUAAACAAAGCGGAUUUGAUGGAUGAUACAUCAACCAAUUUGGUACGCAAAAUGCUUAAAAACAAAUUCCAAGGUAGUUAUUCAAUUGAGGUAGUGUCGUGUUUGAAUGAGCAGGGCAUAGAUAACCUAUUAAGAAAACUGACUGACAGAUUUAAAAAGUUAGCAACUUCUGAAGAAGGAUCUGACCCCGUAGUUGUAUCAAAAAGAGUGCAAGAAAUACUCGAAAAUGACGUAUUGUUUGGCAUUAAAGAAUUUCUGACUUUCAGACAAUACGAUGAUGUGGUAAUGGCUUCGGAAAGCCUCAACUAUGCCGCUGAGGGCAUCGGAAAAAUCACGGGAGAGACAGUCGGCGUGGAGGAAGUUCUGGGAGUCGUUUUUUCACGCUUCUGUGUAGGUAAGUAG
Molecule: messenger RNA, 1494 nt
Organism: Lachancea fermentati
Lineage: Eukaryota; Fungi; Ascomycota; Saccharomycetes; Saccharomycetales; Saccharomycetaceae
Source: the annotation of a GenBank genome assembly